Molecule: messenger RNA, 7642 nt
Organism: Fundulus heteroclitus (mummichog)
Lineage: Eukaryota; Metazoa; Chordata; Actinopteri; Cyprinodontiformes; Fundulidae
Gene: znf292a
Product: zinc finger protein 292a
Exons: 8
Coding region: 66-7202 (2378 amino acids)
Biological process (GO): regulation of transcription by RNA polymerase II
Cellular component (GO): nucleus
Molecular function (GO): DNA binding; DNA-binding transcription factor activity, RNA polymerase II-specific
Source: RefSeq, a predicted model, not a curated record
GUGCGUGUGCAGGGUCUGGCAGCGUAACAUCUGUGCGUGCGUACGCGGUCGUGAUUGUUGUGAAGAUGGCGGAGGGGGAGACAGAAAAGGAAUAUGAUACACGGAAAGCCACCGAGGAGCUCCGCGGCCGCUUCCAGGCUCUGACCGCGGCUCUAAAGGAGAGCCGCCUGCCUCCGCUGGAAGCCUCCCUGCACUUCUGCCAGGAUUUCUGCCAGGUUCUGGUGGAACAUGCUGGUCGUUGGAAAACGGACGAAGACCCGCUGCCCCUGCUGGAGGUUUACACCGUGGCCAUCCUCAGCUUCGCCGAGGCUGCUUCCUGUCUCUCCUCCGAUUGUGAAAACGUGCCACUCCUACUUGAAAAGUUAGCGUUGAGCUGUGUGGAGCUGCUGCUUUCAGUGCCCCAGCAUGUCCCUGGUGCCUUAUGGGAGGAGUUUCAGUCCUCCGUGAAGUUGGCACACAGCCUUUUGCAAGAAAGUGGGAGCACACAGCUCCGUCUGCUCUCAGUUCUGGCACAGCAGGACGGCGUAUGGGCCAACACCACAUUAAGCAGCAUCCUGUCCAAUCAGAUUCCUCGGCCUGAUCAAGUGCACGAGUAUCUUGAAUCCGAAGGCCCCACACUUCUCAACAUGCGAAUCAAGCACCUUAUCAAAGUGGACAGCGUUGAUAAAGCUGCUGUCCUGGCGAAGAUCUGCUCGGAUUAUCCAGGGUAUGAAGGAAAAGGCAACUUCAAGCAGACCUACUUGGUUUGCAUCUGCAUGACAAAGAGUCAGGAGCAGCUGAGGGAAGAGAUUUCGUCGAUAGAUUGCAAAGACGCUCUGGAAAUGAUCUGCAACCUGGAGUCGGAGGGCGAUGAGAAGGCAGCGCUGUGUUUGUGCACGGCCUUUCUGAAGCGACAGCUCCUUCAGGGAGACGUUUACUGUGCCUGGGAACUCACGCUGUUCUGGAGCAAGCUGCUCAUGCGGCUGGAGGCGUCCGCCGAUUCGUUUCUCCGACACAGCAAGGAGAUGGCCCUCCUGUGCGGAAAUGUCUGCCACAUUCUGUUUCUCAUCAAAGUUAUCCAAAACGAGGUUGGAGAGGUGGGGCUUCCAGUCUGCGUAGAAAUGUGUAUUCAGGCUCUAAAAAUGACCUCCAGUGACCACAAAGAAAGCAAGUCUACCCUCUGCAAGACCAUUUCCUGCCUGCUGCCCACUGAUCUGGAGGUGAAGCGGGCGUGCCAGCUGACCGAGUUCCUCCUGCAGCCCACCGUCGACUCGUACUACGCCGUGGAGUCGCUGUACAACGAGCCCGACCAGAAGCCGGAGGAGGACGGCAGCCUGCCGGUGCCCAACUCCCUGCGCUGCGAGCUGCUGCUGGCCCUGAAGACGCAGUGGCCCUUCGAUCCGGAGUUCUGGGACUGGAAGACGCUGAAGCGCAACUGCCUGGCGCUGAUGGGCGACGAGGCGGCCAUCGUCUCGUCCAUCGACACGCUCAACGACACGGACGAGCAGGACGUGGAGAGCGCGCUCGGCAAGCUGCCCGAAUACAAAGACCUGGAGGAUUUCUUGCUCACCACCACCAACGAGCUCAACGAAAUCACCGACGAGAAGGAGAAGAACCGAGAGGCCAAGAAGCUGCGGGAGCAAGGCUUCGUGUCCGCCCGCUUCAGAAACUGGCGUGCCUACAUGCAGUACUGCGUCCUGUGCGACAAGGAGUUCCUGGGCCACAGAAUCGUCCGUCACGCCCAGAAGCACUUCAAAGACGGCGUGUACCUUUGUCCGAUCUGCGCCGACAGCUUCGAAAGCAGGGAGGUGCUGGAGCCGCAUGUAGCAUCGCACGUGAAGCAGUCGUGCAAAGAGAGACUGGCGGCGAUGAAAGCCGCGCGGAAGGUAACCAAAGCGCCCCAGUCGCCCAAAAGCCUGACCAAGAUGGUGAAGGCGGUGGCCAGGGCGAGCAUGAGUCCCGUGAAGAUCGAACCCCAAGUCGCCGACAUCUCCGCGUCGCCCGUGAAGCUGCAGCAGCCCCGCCCCGACACCCAGAUCAGCCAAGACUGUUACUGUCCCGUGACAAACUGCACCAAGGCGUUCAAGUUCUUCCGCAACCUGAUGGCCCACGUCCGCUCCCACAAGGACGACGAGGAGGCCACGAGGUUCCUGGAGAUCCAGAAGCAGAAGGUGGUGUGCCAGUACUGCAGGAGGCAGUUCGUCAACGUCCGCCACCUCAACGACCACCUGCAGAUGCACUGCGGCAACAAGCCGUACAUAUGCAUCCAGCUGGACUGCCGGGCCAACUUCAACUCCAACUCGGAGCUCCUCAUGCACAGGAAGACGCACGGCGAGUUCAAAGCCCAGUGCAUGUUCCCCAACUGCGGGCAGGUGUUCGGCGAGGCCUACCUGCUGUACGACCACGAGGCCCAGCACUACCUCACCUACACCUGCCCGGCCGAGAGCUGCGGGAAGAUAUUCUACGCGGAGUCCGAGUUCCUGGCUCACCAGGAGCAUCACAGGGCGAACGAGGCUGUGAGCAGCUUCGUCGUCUCCAACCAAAACCCCGCGCUCCCCGCAAAGCCCGCCGCUCCGCCCGAGGGCGCGCCGCUUCACGACGACGCGCAGCUCGCCGGCUACAACCGAGACGCACUUAUGAAGGAAGCCUCAAAGGCACAUGUGGCGUCGUGCCGCUCACCAGGGGUGGCUAAGGAUCCCGCCAACAUGAAGGUGAAGCACUCCAUCGAGAACAUGUUGAAUUCAAUGGCAGUUCCGGGGAUGAAAGACGCAGAGCAAUGCUUCACGCCGCUGACUAACCCGGCGCCCGCCGACGGCAAUCUGCCGCCGGACGUGCCGCACGUGCAGCUCCACGCUCCUCCGGCGUACCCGGUCCCCUGCGCGGCCAAUCCCGCGCCAGCUCCGCCGAAGGAGGCGCCGCGCGGCGACUUUCAGAGGAUCGCGCCGCAGAUCCUCACCGCCAAGCAGAUCAAGACGGAAGUGCCCGGCUCCAUGCAGGGAUACCCGUCCGGCGUGCCGGGCGUCCCCGCGGGGAACGAGGAGAACCUGCACUGCUGCCCGAGCAGCGUCUGCUCCCGGGCGUACAGCACCAACAAGAGUCUGUCCCGGCACGUCAAGAAGCAGCACCCGGAAAUCUUCGAAGACUGGAAGCUGGCGAAGAAGUACAACAAGGUGGCCAAAAUCACGGCGAAAAAGGGGCAGAAGCACUCCCACCCGCCAGCGAUACUAUGCAACAAAGCAGCCGUGCAGCAGAUGGAUUAUCCGAUGGGAUGCUCCGCCUCACCCUCUCAGUGCUAUCCUGGGUCAGUCGAGCCCGUGCCUAUAACCCCGAUGGUCAAUCCCUCGGUGUACCCCUCCUGGGGAUCCGGGAGCAACCCCGCCGCAGUCAUGCAGUCGGACCUGUCGCAGUCGUGGUCUCCUCCCAUGAACAAUUGCUACCCCGACAGCUUCAACAUGAGCGAGUACUCGUCCCGCAGCUAUCCCGCCUGGCCGGCAGACCCCUAUCAGAACCCCCUGCCUCACCCCUCGGACCGGGACCCCUCCAUGGCAGCUAUGCACGCUCCCGCCAUGUCGCCUGCGCCUUCGGAGUCGACCCUAAUGUCUCAGUACGUCUCCAGCUCCCUCAUGCUGGACAACGGCGGGCACAUGCACAACGGAGGACAUCAGUACGGGCUGAUGCACGCCGAGCAUCCAGACGGCAGGAAGGGCGGCGCCGGCCUGAUGGGACACCACCUGGACAGCAGCAACAGCCUGUCCACCGUCGACACCCUUCCCGACGGGAGCUACCACACGCCGUACGCGGCGAGCGAAAACUCCUGCCUCACCCAGGGCUCCUCCGUCGACGUGCCGCUGAAGUGCGUGAGCCCCGAGUCGCAGGUCGCCUUGAAGGUUCCCAGCGCGGUCGCCAAAACGGAGAGCAGGUCGAACCCCGGCUACGAGCAGAUGGACAACCCCGGCGACGGGCAGAUGGACAACCCGGGCGACGGGCUGGUCGGCAGCCCGCACGCCGCCGUCCCCGCCGACUUCCCGUACGACGAGGAGUGCCCCGACGCCGACUGCCGGGCCAACCCGCCGGACGAGAAGAGCGGCGAGCCCGACGCCCUGAAGGCAAAGCGCAGCCGGCUGAGCAAGCGGACCAAGUGGCCGGCCAUCAUCAAAGACGGGAAGGUGAUCUGCAGGAGGUGUUUCAGGGAGUUCACCAGCACCAAGUCCCUCGGCGGGCAUCUCUCCAAGCGCUCCCAGUGCCGACCUCUGGACGAGAUCGACCUGACGGCGGACCUUCCCACGUCCUUCCUGGACUUCCUCAACGACCCCCACGUGCCCGACACCAACGGCGCGGUGUUCGGCGUGCCGAACGGCGACUUCUCCGACGCCUCGUCCAGCCUCGCCGCCCUGACUCUGCCCGUGAUGCUGAAGCAGGAGCCUCAGAGCACAAGCGUGACGGACGAGUCCAGCCCCUUCCCCGUUUGCCCCGAGGGCCGGCAGGAGAAGCCGGCGGAGGCGCCCGAGCCGCCGCCGCCGCCGCCGCGCGUCGGCCCCUCCCGCGAGGACAACCUGACGGAAAUCUCCAGCGCCUUUCAGAAGCUGGACUUGAUCGAGGCGGCACAGGAGAAGAUGAGGAACGCCGCCAUGGCCUUAGAGCAGAAGGAGAAGGCCUCCGAAGCAGAGAAGAGUAAAACGCAAAGCAAAGGCAACGAGAAACCCAGCGAAAAGGUGCCUAAGCCUUUUAAAUGCGACCAGGACGACUGUGAGUACUCGUUCAUGACGAAGGAGUCCCUGUUCAAACACUUGAGCAAGAUACACGACCUCUCCAACGAGGUGAUCGAAGAGCUGAAGAGGACACCGUUCAAGCUGUCGCCGUAUUCCUGCCAGGUCUGCCUGAAGACGUUCACCAGAACCACGGGCCUGAGGAUCCACUACGAGAAGGUCCACCGGCUGUCCAAGGCGGAGAUGCAGAAGCUGAAGAUCAGCGCGCGGAACCGCCGCGCCUUCAGGCUCAACAAGGACGCCGCGCUCGGCAGUCAGCCCAACAGCGAGCGCGGCCCCAACCCCCCCGCCGCGGGAUCCGCACCUCUGAUGCCUAUUUUAAAACAAGAACCAGUCGACAUUGCGAUAGCUCCUCAACCCGACGCCGCCGCUCCUCCACAGGUUCCUGAAGUCGCUCCGGGAGAGGCAGCGAAUCAGGCUCCGACACCUGAGGUACUGACUGUUACACGGCUGCCGUCGCCCACAAACUACCUGAAUGAAAGGCCGCCGGCGGCCGCGGCACCGCCCCCGGCUCCUAAACUGACCCCAGAGCGCCCCAAAGCAGCUGUCGUGCACAGGAGUCCGAAAAAGAAAGUGAAUUCCUGCGUGAAAGAGAAACGGAGUCCGGUAACCAAGGCAGACGUGCACCAAGAAAGACCCGAGCCGUUUCAGAACGUAGCGAGAGAGCCGCAGACCCCCGGCGCCUCCGCCUGCGCUUCCCCCGAGAAGCCGAGCAGCUCCAAAAGCACGCCGACGAAGGAGGAGAGGAAGGAGAAAGCCCCGAAGCGGCUGAGCCUCAAAUUGUGCGAGACGGCGGACAACGCCUUCAGUCCGUACAGACCGUACCGCUGCGUUCACGAGGGGUGCACCGCGGCGUUCACCAUCCAGCAGAACCUGAUCCUCCACUACAGGGCCAUGCACCAGGCGUCGCUUCCCCCCGCCAAAGCCGAGCCCGAGGCCCAGGAAGACGUGCCGGAGGCGGAGCCGGAGCUCAGUCAGAACGUCGGGACAGACGAGGAGGUCAGGUGUCAGGUGAGGAACUGCUCCAGGGUGUUCAUGGGAAUCACGCGGCUGGUGCAGCAUUACCUCCUGCUGCACAAGUUCACCUGCGACAAAGCCACCGCCAUGUUGGCCAGCAUGGCCCUGGGCACGUUCAGCUGCGACCGGCCCGAGUGCGCGCUCCCCUUCGACUCCGUGGAGAAGUACAUCGAGCACAUCAAGAACUACCACAAGGAGAUCGCCGUUUCCGAGCGGGGCUCGGUGGACCCGACGUUCCGGUGCGAGUACGACGGCUGCGACCGCGUCUACACUACAAAGUCCAACCUGCUGCGUCACCUGAUCAAGAAGCACGACUACGUCUACGACCCCAAGUCGACGGACGGCCGACGGACCAAAUCGAUCGGGCUCUUUCCGGGCGUCAACAACGGGAAGGAAAACGUGGAGAGCAAGUUCAAGGUGAAGAAGAAGAACACUAAGAAGAAAGACGGGAAGGCCAUCGAACACUGGACCAGCUUUGGGAAGCCUACGCUAAAGUCCCACGAAGAGGCGUCGGCCAUGUGCACCAAGAAGUCCGCCCUGCAGUACCCGUGCAUGAUCAUCGGCUGCGACGCCGUGGAGCGGGCGGAGCGGAGCAUAUUCAAGCACUACGCCACUCACGGUCUCACGGAGCGAUACAUCGAGGACCAGAGGAGUCAGUUCAUCUUCUGCAAGAAGUGCUCGCGCUCCAGAUUCAGAGACGCGGGCAAGUCGGAGGGCGCGUCCAGCUCCUCCGAGACGGAGCCGGACGAAGGGGAGAAGCCCGCCGAGCAGAAAACCGAGGAGGAGGGGGAGCUGGCGGUGGAGGAGGAGGAAGAAGAGGAAGAAGAGGAGGAGGAUGAGGAGGAGAAAACACCAGAAGAAGAAAGCAAGAUCCCCGCCGACGUAACCGCAGAAUCUCAAGCUUCCAGCGCGGCACAAGGAGGCGUUAAAAGAGGGCGUCCCAGAAAGCCUCCCCACCCGACACCAGCCUGUCCACAGAGGAUCCAGACCCUGAGGAACCGCCUGACUGUUAGCAGCUCCACCGAGAACUCGAAUCCCGGGACCCCGACGCCCCCGGAGCAACGGGAGGACGGGGCCCCCGCGGAGCCGUUCAAGCCUCUAGGGCUGGAGGACUCCUUCCUCAAGUUUCUGGAGACCACGGAGACGACGAACACGAACGCGUGCAAGCGCAAACUGAACGAGAACCCCGGCGCGGACGUGCCGCCCAAACGGAAGCAGACGCUCAAACGGAAAGCCGCGUUCAGGAGCAAGAAGGUUAACGAGCUGACGAACGGCAGCGACGUGGUGGACUUCAGAAAUCCGCUAAAUCUUAAGUCGGCGAGUAAUGUAAAAAUUGUUAUGGAUAAAACGUUUUCGGAAGGGGCGGAGUCCGUGCUCAAGCAGUUACAAUAUAUGAAGCCGAUGGUUAUUAUUAAGAAGUGGCUUCUCAGCAGGUCAUAGCCCAGUGUUUGGUUUUUAACUCAAUAUUACUCAGGAUUUGAGAUGUUAUGCUGCAGAAUGGUUUUGUUUCAUAAAGCAUCAGAUUUCCAACUGUUAACAGUCAUUACCACAGGUGACGAUGAAAUGGCCUAUUUUAUACUUCAUUAAAUAAUGUCUCGGAUGAUUUUAAAUAUGUAUGUUAGUUAUAAUAACCAGGUAAUCUAUAGGGCAUAGAUUUUAGAAUCAUGUUUGUAUUUAUGCUUAGUACUGAAGAUGUUUCUUUUUUUUUUUUUCUUUUUGCUAAAUGGACACUUUUAAAGAAAACAAUGUUUUUAAUAUAUCCCUAUGGGAUUUCAAGUUCUGUUUGUAUUUAUUUCAUCCUUUUUCAACACUAGUAGACCUAUCUGUAAUAUUUACAUGUCUUCCACAAAGUGUUCAAUAAAAUGUUACUGGGUCUUUUU